Panicum virgatum (switchgrass) is the source of this 1972-nucleotide messenger RNA. RefSeq names its product formyltetrahydrofolate deformylase 2, mitochondrial-like. The record is from RefSeq and is a predicted model, not a curated record. Lineage: Eukaryota; Viridiplantae; Streptophyta; Magnoliopsida; Poales; Poaceae. Gene Ontology annotation, biological process: 'de novo' IMP biosynthetic process. Gene Ontology annotation, molecular function: formyltetrahydrofolate deformylase activity. Bases 296 to 1207 code for a protein of 303 amino acids. The transcript is spliced from 8 exons.
UCAGGUGCAAAUGUUCUUUGCCUAGUACAUCACUGGCUAGUGGCAGUUGAGAGGCAGCAUUUGUAAAAUCACCGAGCUCGCCGUCCAGUGCGGUGCGGCGCAGGAGGCGAGAGCCAACCGACGUCACUCCACCAACCGCGGCGCGCGUGAUUCGGUCAGGAGGAGAUGGGAAUCGGUUGGCAUCGUCUGCUCAUCUCCAUCUGCUCCGCCCCGCCCACCGAUGGACACCCCAUCCAUCCAUCCUCGCAGCAGGAAAGGAUAGAUAGAUAGAGAAGAUCGAUCGGCUCAUCGGCAGAUGCUGUCCAUGGUGCGGCGGCCGCUCUCCACCGCCGUGCCCGCCGGCAACCUCCUCGGCAUCCACCUCUUCCAGUGCCCCGACACCGUGGGCAUCGUCGCCAAGCUGUCCGAGUGCAUCGCGUCCCGCGGCGGCAACAUCCACAGCGUCGACGUCUUCGUCCCCGACGACAAGCGCGUCUUCUACUCCCGCAGUGAAUUCACCUACAACCCAAGGCUCUGGCCGCGUGACGAGCUGCACAAGGAUUUCCUCAACCUGUCACACUGCUUUAGUGCGCAGAGGUCGACCGUACGAGUGCCUGAUCUUGACCCCAAAUACAAGAUCUCAGUCCUCGCUUCAAAGCAGGACCAUUGUUUGUUUGACUUAUUGUAUAGAUGGCAAGAAGGCAGGCUUCCAGUUGACAUUAAUUGUGUCAUAAGCAACCACGAUAGGCCAGAAGAUAAUCAUGUGCGAAGAUUUCUUGAGAGGCAUGGAAUUCCAUAUCACUACUUACCAACCACAUCUGGGAACAAACGAGAGCAAGAGAUACUAGAAUUGAUUGAAGGCACAGAUUUUGUUGUGCUGGCAAGAUAUAUGCAGAUACUGUCAGAAAGCUUUUUAAAAUCAUAUGGUAAAGAUAUUAUUAACAUUCAUCAUGGACUUCUUCCCUCGUUUAAGGGGGGCCAUCCUUCCAGACAGGCCUUCAAUGCUGGGGUAAAGUUGAUCGGUGCAACUAGCCAUUUUGUCACUACCGAACUUGAUGCUGGGCCAAUCAUUGAGCAGAUGGUUGAACGAGUUUCUCACAGAGACACACUAUGGAGUUUUGUAGUGAAGUCUGAGAACCUUGAGAAGCAGUGCCUAGCAGAGGCUAUUAAGUCAUACUGCGAGCUCCGCGUCUUACCAUAUGAACUGAAGAAGACUGUUGUAUUCUGAGCUAUUUUUUCUUACAGAUUGGUGUGGUGUUGUGUGUAUUAUUUUUUUCACAAAACAAGCAAUAAAUGAUUAAUUUUCCUAUAUUUCCACAAGCGCUCACUAGCAUUUUGUGAUUAUGCAUGUCUUAUUCUGGUUUGAUAUGAUGAGCGUACUUGAGCAGUAGCAACGAAUUAUUCAUUGGAACUUGUUCCUGGUAAGCAUAUAUAAUUAUAUAAAAGCACACGAGAAGAAAACAGUUUGAAGUUACUACAUAAACUCUCUCCUGCAUUUUGCUCGAAGGUACUUCCAUUCACUGCUGCUUUUCAGUUACUAAACAAAAUGAGCCCUUUCUGAUUCUGUUGAUUCUACUGCAAGGUUGCAAGGAAUGAAGGAAUCACAAAGUUGAUAUCAAGCUACCCUACAUCCGAAUACCGUUUCGACACCCUCAUGAAGGCGCUCGCAGAAGGUCUUGCCGAGGAUGAUGGAUAGCAGUCAGUCUGCCGCAGUCCCUCCUGGUCCUGGACGAGCUGUUUGUUUUGAUGAUUAUGGGGCCCAGUUGACAAGUGAUGCUCACACUGCAUGAUAAAUCUGAAACCGUAUUCAACUAAAAAAAGUUAUUGAAGCUAAGUUCUCUAUAGCUAUUUUUUCUGACCUAGUUUUGCUGAUUUGAAGAAAGAGCCGACUCUGCUGUAUGAAGAGUUAGCCUCAAUCAUUCUGGACAAGUUGUUUUGGACUGUCUAGACAUACAGUAACGCCCUGCAUUAGAAAAGCAGAGAUUCAUUGCCA